UAUAAUCUUAGGCGGGCCCUUGGUUUAACGUACCCUAGGUAUUUCUUUCGGCUUCCUCGCUGCCCUACUCCAUUACUCCAUUUGCACUCCACCGGUUCCCGGCGAGCCGCGAGCACCCCUGGCAACUAUUUUUUUCACGACUUGCAUUCGGGUCAGCUUUGACUAUGGAACAUCCGAAGAGGCGCUCACAUGCUCUUACCGGAGAAGUGAAUUUUGCCCAGGAGGAUGAUAAACGAUUAGAGACAACUAGAGCAAGAUUGUCUAAUGUUCUUAAAAGGCAUCAAGCAUUGACUGAGCGUCUUCAAAGGGACUCUGACAAAAUGAUGUUUGACCGUUUGAUAAAGGAAUUUGACGCUGCACGAGCUUCUCAAACUGAUGAAAUAUCUUUAGAAGAUGAGCAAUGGAAUGAUGGACUACUAGCCACAAUCCGUGAGAAGGUUCAUAUGGAAGCUGACAGAAAGGCGUCUUUGCAUGAAGCUAAUGAAACAAGCAUGCCAACAGAUCCUCUUCUAGAUGCAAAGAUCACAUAUAGGAUUGGAAACAAGAUUAUUUGUUGUCUUGAAGAUGCUAGAAUUGGCAUACAGUAUGAAACAUCAUUUGCUGGAGAACCUUGUGAAAUUUACCAUUGUGUGCUUGAAAGCAAAUCAUUUCUUGAAAAGAUGACUGUGAUUCAGCAUACUGUGCCUUUCUUUCUGCCAAUUCGGGAAGCAGAAAAUGAUCUUCUCUCUUCCAAUGCCAUAAAAUUCAUAGACUAUGUUGGUGCAAUCUGCCAAGCGUAUGUGGACAGAAGAGAGCAGGUUCGUCUUAUUAAGGAGCUCUAUGGUAAUCAAAUCAAGGAUCUCUUCCACAGUCUUCCGUACAAUAUGAUUGACUUUGUUUUGGAUGACUUUGAUUGCAAGGUGACUGUGAGUCUUAGGUACGCAGAUCUGGUUUCUAUUUUACCAAGUCGAAUUCGAGUUCUUGCUUGGCCUCUUCAUCCAUCGAAGAAGAUCUUAGGAACCGAGAAAAAAGGAAGUAUUGCAGCAGCCCAAUCUAUUCCAUCACGGCUUUCCUAUGCAGAGGAUGCAUUGAGAACUAUGAGUUUGCCUGAAGCAUACGCGGAAAUAGUGCUGAAUUUACCCCGAGUUCUUCAACAAAUGUUUCCUCCAGGUGCUACUUGAGACCCAUUUGUUUCACAUCUCUAUCAAUAUCCGGUGGAGUUAUCCUUGAUGAUCAAACCAUUGAAGCUUCGUUUGGAACAACUUUUUUACUGUUUCUUAAAGCAACUUUUUAGUAUAAAAAUUAAAACUUUUGUACUAAAAAGCUGCUUUAGGAAGCAGUAAAAAAGCCGUUCCAAAUGAUGGCUGAAUUGAUAUUUAGAAGAUAUUGUUAGAUUCCUAGGUGCAUUUCAUAUUGCUAUUAAGGAUUUUAGGAGUAGUGAAUGCCUGAUUGGAGAGUUAUUCCUGGCUUGUCUUUUGUAAAAUUUUCUCCCUUGGCCUGUGAAAGUAUGAUUGCAGGUUACUUGUUACAGAUUUCACAUUGUUUGGCUGGUUUACUUUAGUUAAGAGAGUUGGUCAUCUUCA
Molecule: messenger RNA, 1562 nt
Organism: Dendrobium catenatum
Lineage: Eukaryota; Viridiplantae; Streptophyta; Magnoliopsida; Asparagales; Orchidaceae
Exons: 13
Coding region: 165-1160 (331 amino acids)
Cellular component (GO): kinetochore; Mis6-Sim4 complex
Source: RefSeq, a predicted model, not a curated record